Sparassis crispa is the source of this 1686-nucleotide messenger RNA. RefSeq names its product Nuclear fusion protein. The record is from RefSeq and is a predicted model, not a curated record. Gene Ontology annotation, cellular component: endoplasmic reticulum membrane. The transcript has 15 exons. The coding region runs from base 1 to 1686 and encodes 561 amino acids. Lineage: Eukaryota; Fungi; Basidiomycota; Agaricomycetes; Polyporales; Sparassidaceae. Gene Ontology annotation, biological process: karyogamy involved in conjugation with cellular fusion; nuclear membrane fusion involved in karyogamy.
AUGAUCGUGUUUGUACUUGUUCUCCUCCUCACCAUUUUACCACCGUAUUCCUGUGGGUUUUCCUGGGCCAAACUCAGAUCACCGGCAAGGCCUCACAUCGGCACCCAGUUCGAUGAUGUACUGGGUACCGAUGAGAUUGCCAUGAUCUUGCGAAACGCAGAGUCUCUGGAAUCAUACACGCGUGAAAGAGAUUGUUUCCGUCAUGCCGCCGGACGAAUACAGAUGCGAUGCGGGCAGUUGGACAUGGAUGAAGGCGAACGGAUUAAAGCUGCAAUUUCCAUGACGCUCUGCGAACUCGCAACUGCAAAGCACCAUGCCCCCCCACUUGAGUGUGCAUCAUUUGCGCCGGAUGCUGAUACUCCUGACACUUUGUCCUCAACUGAAUCCCUCGGGUGUUGUGUGGACGCGCUCUCGCGGAGUGCACAGUACUGGUCAAGCUACUCUGGAUACCUACGUGAAGUACCGCAACUAUGCUACGCCUUCCGAAGAUGGAACGACAUUGAUACAGCCAGGGACAUAUACAAGAACGCGACAAUUGAGAAAAUGGCUUUGCUCAGAUAUCUGAAUGACCGUGAGAUACGGUUACAUGAAGGAAGCCAGCUUUCAAGACGCAUUCUAUCCGACAUGGAAAGGAUCCUAGAUGAUUUGCGUUUGUCGAUAAUGUCCUCGGAACUUGCCUCUGACAAGAUGAUGAAUGGCAUGCAGGCGGGUCUACAAGAGACCGUAGUCGUAUUGAGAGACGCCCUUUAUGAGGUACUGCAACACAGCGAAGAUACCCAGACUCGUGCUGCUCUGCAGGUCCGUUCUGCGAUUGAUUCUGUCACAGAUCGCCAUGCCGAGUCGUUGGACGGACUAGUUCUCGCCUUUGAACAGUCGCUCCGGUCAAAUGUAGAGCAGCUCUUUUUCCACAUGGAAGAACAACAUCAAAACGUAUUCAAUGUCGCGGAUACGUUUCGAUUACGUUCAGCAGAACUCAGCACCAACCUAGAAGUGAUGCAGGAGUCUGUAAUCGGUCUUCUCUUAGUCACAUCUCAAGCGGUUGCCGAGCUGGAGAUGCAUGUCGAGCAAGCACACUCAGCUAACCAUGCACAGCUUGCCGCGACCGACUCUGCCGUCAGGCUCACCGAAGCGCUCACUGAGCUCACUGACAAGACACACGCAGAGAUCGAGAAAAUCAACGGGACUGCCCUCGCUGUGAAGCAGGGCUUGCUUUCUGGGUCGUUUGAGCGUGAAACCUUUGGUUGGUAUUGGUCCACAUGGGGCAAAGCGGGCGUUGUAUAUUUGUUAGAGAUCAUUUUGCGAGUCAACCCGGUGUACCUGGAGUAUCUUACGGGUCUCCCUACGGUCCGCAUGUUGGCUCUUUGCUUCCGCCUAAUCUGGCAUUUAUUACAAGUCAGCUUCUCUUCGUUGAUGAGCAUGGCUGUCCUCCUGAUCUCGCUCAAACGGUGGCUCCCUACUCUCCGAAACGUUAAUGAAGAAGUUUGCAAUAAUCUUGCAGAGUUUACUGGGGUGCUCCCUAAACAGCAAGCAUGUCGCUCUCCUGUCGGUGUUGCGCAGUGGUCUUCAUCGACGCCUCUUCGCUACGGCUAUGAUUCCUACCCUGUGGCAAUCUCUCGGCGGCAACGUCCUCGUGUCUCUCGGGUACCGGACAGACUCUGCAACCCACAUCUCGACACGCCGCUCUGA